AUGGCGCCAACCACGCUCAAUACCUUUCUCGUUCGUACUCCUCCCUCUACGAGAUCGGUUGCCCUCUAUGGUUCCUGGGACAACUUCUCCACUCCUUACCCCAUGCAACGAGAUUCACGCACGGGCCAGGAGCACUGGUCAGGCUGUCAUAGCUUUUCCAACAUCAUCUGUGAUGGAGACCCGCAGCCAGCUGGUGUACCCAGAGACGGUGGACUCAAAAUGGGCGGUACUUACUGGUACUAUUACAAGCUUGACGACGAUAUUGAGUUCCACAAUUCGGCUGAACCAUCGACAGCUUCCUGUCCCAUGCUUCCUGGACAGCUGGUUAACGUGUUGAAUGUUCCAUUUGCGUUGAGCAGUAGCCGCUCCAGAAACGACAGUGUCAGCUCUACUGGCUCUGAGUACCGAACCAUGAACCCAACAGACAAGUUUAUGAACCCUCGCCCAGUCCCAGCAAAACCAUCGCUGCCGCGUCUGAAGACAUCUCCGACGCUAUCCCAGCAGACAUGGUCUACAGGAAGCUCACCGACCAGUGCAGGCUCUCGAAGAGGAAGAUCCGCCUCUUCUCGAGGUCCUUCGCAACCGGGAAGUGCCAACACAUUGAGGAUCAUACGACUUGCAAGGAAGCCGUCUAUGGAUGUACCCAGUCGUUCUAACUCACGAGGAAGCAAUCGGUCGGUCGGUAUUAUAGGUGCUUUCAAAGCACUGGCAUCACCUAGGUCCACCAGUCCUGAAACCUCUAUCGAACGUGGUCGAUCAAAGUCAUCGAAUCAGGAUGUGCCUGUCACUCAUGCUCGUGGAUCUUCUGGCCACAGUGGUCUUUCCAAGAAGACCGUACUCUCACGGACUCCACCAAUUCCAGAAGUUACCGAGCUCUCACCGACCGGGCCGGCUCGAGAACUUGUUUUACGACGAGAGUUUGACGAGACAAUUGAUGGAAACCUUGGGCUUGCAAUCACGUCCUUCCAACAGCACCGAAGGCAACGGUCCUUGUCUCGUGAACCAUCAUCAUUGCGCAAUUCGCUCCUCCUCGAUGAAGUUUCGGGCCAGAAGUCUUCUGAAAUCCCGAGCACUGCAUACAAACCAAUGGAGACACUCAAAGAGAUCGCUUCAACAGCCAACACUCCACUCUGGCCACUCACAGCUAUUAAGAUUGAGGGUGAAAAUCUGGUAGACGAUGGUAAAAAUGGUCUCGAUCUUGAGAAAAGGCUUCCAACACUGCCCAAUAGCCCUUCGUCAGCAUAUCCGCCUAGCAGCAUCGCGGGUGACUCUCCCAGGCAGCGAUUUGAAGAAGAGCUUGCAAAUAUCCAAAGCCAUUUCUCGGCUACCACCAUUGACACCGAGUCGUAUACCAACAGUUACAUUAACAACAACCAAAGUCGCUUUUCGGACUGGACUUCUAGCACAACGAGAUUUUCACCCACAUCAGAUUAUGCCGCGAGCGUCACUGAUCUCGAGCCAAUGAGUCCUUCAGUUGAGCUGGAUCACACUAUGAAAGAAGUGAAUCCGGUCUUUGUAGCAGGGAAAAAUGAGCAGAAGAUCGACUCGGAAGCCAGAGGAUAUACUGCACCAACAGCAGAUGCGUUGUCCUCAGCUUUUAGCUUCUCCACCAUUAGCUCAAUUGCUUCCUCUGCAGGCCCCAGCUCGCAUACUGACCUCGAUAGUGCCAAAGAUGCAGAUUUUUCUUGGUCCAAGUUCCAGCACUACAGCUUGCCCACAGAUGAAAGCGAGUCUAACGCCACCUUUAAACAAGCUGCCUCGCCCAAGAAUGUGUCUCCCCUUGUUCUUGAGGCUGCAGACCGCGACCAGGGCUUCCAGCCUCCGUUGGCGUCUUUCAAUGGCUCAACUAUGCCACAUUCAACUAGUAUGCAACAACUUCUUGAUGAGUUGAGCUAUCUAGGGGAUAUGAUCCAACACACUUAG
Molecule: messenger RNA, 1923 nt
Organism: Exophiala aquamarina CBS 119918
Lineage: Eukaryota; Fungi; Ascomycota; Eurotiomycetes; Chaetothyriales; Herpotrichiellaceae
Exons: 3
Coding region: 1-1923 (640 amino acids)
Source: RefSeq, a predicted model, not a curated record